AAUAGCCAUUGUUCAACGUUCACAUCUCCCCGGACCAGGGCCAUCUUCAGCCCCUCGGACACAUCGCCCUACUUCCAAUACAUCCUCCACUGCCUCUCCUCUGCCGUCAUCAACAGUAUCUCCAGCGCACUGUUCGCCGACUUGCCGCCCAAGUUUGCCGGGAAACGCACCACGAAACACUUCUGUGGCGACCGGGGCUCAGAAAAAUUCCUGUUCACCGGCAGCCAGUGGCUGCUUUGCAUCUGUUCGCAGUGAUUCGCUACUUCCCACCUCGUCCAGUCUUGUUGGCAUGACCUCGAGCCUGCCCGUGUCAACCAUGCAGACGAGCGGAUCUGGUGGACGUGCAGCUACCAGCAUGUCGAGACGAUCAGACGCAGGAAGAAUCACGGCAACUGCACGAUCAGGCUUGACGAGUACUGGAACAAGAGUAAGCAGGCGCUUCAAAGUACUUACACUGACACUCGCAUUGAAGCUCUCACUCUCUUCAGUAAUAGGAUGA
Protopolystoma xenopodis is the source of this 499-nucleotide messenger RNA. The record is from the annotation of a GenBank genome assembly. Lineage: Eukaryota; Metazoa; Platyhelminthes; Monogenea; Polystomatidea; Polystomatidae.